AUGGCGCGCAACUUCAGGGGCGGAAUGGACCUUGCGCUCCGCCAGAACAUCUCGGACGAUGUCUUCCUCGGCGAGCCUUGUGUGCCUGGCCAUCCAUUCGAGGUAGUCAUCCCCUUCGCUGAAAAGCUCCGCACUCAUGGUGUCCUCGAUGCCGAAGAGCUGCGAAAGCACCUCCCCGCCGCCGUUCAUGGUCGAAUCGUCCGUCGCCUCAAUCCCAGCGGACACUACGUCUCUGUCAUCGUCUUCGGCCUCGCCCCCAACACCUUCGAUAACCCGAUGAAUCGCAUGAACCUGGCCCUGAGCUAUAACAUGGCGCUCAACUGA
Colletotrichum gloeosporioides is the source of this 324-nucleotide messenger RNA. RefSeq lists its product as uncharacterized. The transcript has a single exon. Bases 1 to 324 code for a protein of 107 amino acids. The record is from RefSeq and is a predicted model, not a curated record. Lineage: Eukaryota; Fungi; Ascomycota; Sordariomycetes; Glomerellales; Glomerellaceae.